UUUUAGUGAUUCGAACAGCUUUUUAGUGACAGCACGUCAUGUCAGUAUCCAAUCUGUCAAAAAUCGAGUCAAUAUUCCGAUUGCAAUGCAAUCACUGUUAAAUUUCUAAUCAGAUCAUAAUCAGUUUACGCUGUGUUAAGUUGGCCGUGGAAAAUAGUGUAUUGAAUGUAGUAAAAGGGGCGGAUGGGUUUAGCGUGGCCGUAACUAAGGACUGAGCGCGCACCAUGGCUAUGUCCAAAGGAUUUAAAGUGUUGGAAAAGUCGUGCCCACCAAAUCCCUACAGUAUAAUCCUACAACACAGAAACAAAGAUACUGCUUUACUGUUUGAAUCUCAAGCUGUGGUCUCACUUUCACCCCAGGAGACUGAAACUUUUCGGAAACAGUUUCACAAAAUCGCUGACGCUUACGCCUGCCUAGGCGUUCUGCAGCUGAAUUCCGGGGAAACCUGUCUGCUCUACCUAGUGCUGGUGACCGGAUGCUGCUCCGUGGGAAAGGUGGGCGAUGUCGAAGUCUUCAAAAUUACCCAAACACAAUUUUUACCUCUCUUUUAUCAGACUAAUGAUGACAAAGUCUCAGAAGUAAAGAAAUUACUCAAUUCGGGAACUUUCUAUUUUUCUUGGAACACGGGAAAAUCAAACGAUAAUCUCUUUGAUCUCACCCUCUGUGCACAACGCAAAAGCAAAGGAGCUAAUCCUGAUAACAGAUUCUUUUGGAACAGAACUCUUUUUAUACAUUUGAUAAGGUAUGGAAUUGAUUGUGAAGAUUGGCUCACAAGAGCUAUGUGUGGGUCAGUGGAAAUAAGAACCAUCUAUGUGGGGCAUCGUCAAGCCAGAGCGGUGGUAGUGUCCCGUCUGAGCUGUGAAAGAGCUGGCACUCGUUUCAAUGUCAGAGGAUGCAAUGAUGACGGCAAUGUUGCCAAUUUUGUUGAAACUGAACAAUCAAUUUACAUAGAUGAUUCCGUGGCAUCUUAUAUUCAGACCAGGGGAUCGGUUCCUCUGUUUUGGGAGCAGCCAGGAGUACAAGUUGGAUCUCAUAAAGUUAAGAUGUCCAGAGGCUAUGAUGCCUCUACCAGUGCUUGCGAUCGGCACUUCUCUGCAAUGAAGCGUAAUUAUGGGUCUGUGAUUGUGGCAAAUCUUCUAGGAUCAAGUUUGAUCGGAGGAAGUGAAGGUGAAGCCACUUUGAGCAAUGCUUUUCAGAAACACCUUAACGAGUCUGCUCAUGCGGAUAUUGUUCAGAUAAUCUUUGAUUACCAUCAGGAAGUUCGAGCCUCAUCCAUUGAAGGAGCUUUAGGGAAAUUCAAAAAGAUAAUAGAGAAAUAUUAUGAUGAAAUGGGGAUUUUCAGUGCCAAAAGUGUUGACAUCUACAAUAUCCAGAAAGGUGUUAUCCGAACAAACUGUCUCGAUUGCCUGGACAGAACCAAUUCUAUUCAGACAUUUAUUGGGCUUGAAAUGCUCAAUAUACAGCUUAUGCUGCUCCAAUGUGUUGACAAGAAACAAAAUGUGAAUAGAUUUGAGGAAGUUUUUAAACAGAUGUGGGUGAACAACGGCAAUGAAAUAUCGAAAAUUUAUGCAGGCACUGGAGCUAUCCAAGGUGGCUCCAAAUUGAUAGAUGGAGCUCGUUCUGCAGCCCGCACCAUACAGAACAACUUGUUAGACAAUUCUAAGCAAGAAGCUAUUGAUAUUUUGCUUCUAGGUUCUACUUUAAACUCUGAACUUGCUGAUCGUACUAGGAUCCUCUUACCAGCUAAUCUACUGCACGCAUCCCCUCCGGUGCUGAGAGAAAUGUGCCGCAGAGUUAAUGAGUACACAACACCAUCCUCUAUAAGGAUUACAAUCGGCACAUACAAUGUGAAUGGUGGUAAACACUUUAGAAGUCUCGCCUAUAAAGACGUCAGUUUGGCCGACUGGUUGCUGGAUUGCCCGAACAAUGCAUUAGUGAACACUGUCCAAGGCAAGGAUCAUCCUUCUGAUAUAUUUGCGAUUGGCUUUGAAGAAAUCGUCGACCUUAACGCCAGCAACAUUAUGGCCGCCAGUUCUGACAAUGCAAAGGCAUGGAGUGAGGAGCUAGAAAAAGUUUUAUGCAGAGAUGCACCCUACACCCUUCUCUCCUCUCAUCAAUUAGUAGGCGUGUGUUUAUUUGUAUUUGCUAGAAAAGAUUUAAUUCCUCACAUCCGAGAUGUGGCGCUCGAUUCUGUCAAAACUGGUCUCGGGGGCGCCACUGGUAACAAAGGUGCAGUUGCUAUCAGACUAGUCAUUUACGGAACCUCUGUGUGUUUCGUCUGCGCCCAUUUCGCUGCCGGCCAGUCUCAAGUAACCGAAAGAAACGCCGACUACACAGAAAUCACGAGGAAAGUAGCUUUCCCAAUGGGACGAUCCCUAUACUCGCACGACUACGUGUUCUGGUGCGGCGAUUUCAACUACCGCAUUGACCUGGACAAAGAUGAAGUGAGAUUACUCGUUUCACAGAAUAAUAUGCAGAGGCUUUUAGAGCAAGACCAACUAACGAGACAAAAAGCUCAAGAUCUCGUAUUUAAAAACUGCUUUGAGGGUGAUAUUACCUUCCCCCCGACAUACAAGUAUGAUCUCUUUAGCGAUGAUUACGACACUAGUGAAAAAUGCCGUGCCCCAGCCUGGACGGACCGCAUUUUGUGGCGAAGCCGGAAAUACACUGUCGACCCGGAAGGUACUUCGGAAUUAGCCGCAGGCAAGUUACUCCACUACGGCCGAGCGGAACUGAAACAGAGCGAUCAUCGACCUGUAAUAGCGAUUCUUGAAGUUGAAGUUCUUCAAGUCAGCUACACGAAAUGCAUGGAAGUGUUUUACGAAGUGGUCAAUGAUCUGGGACCUCCAGACGCGACAAUCGUCGUGCAACCUUGCGAUGCCAACAGUGAAUCUGUAUUUGAUGAUAAUUUGGUAGCUGCGGUUUUGCAAGAGCUCUCGACUAUAGGUGAGGUGACUCUUGUGAGGAUCGUUGAGGAUCAUUCGACUUCGUUGAUAAUAACGUUCCGAGAUGGACAGAACGCUCUCGCUGCCGCGCAGAAGGAACAUCUGACCGUUUGCUCAGUUCCUUUGCGCAUCACUUUAAAAUCUCCGAAUUGGGUGGAGGUCGUCAGGUCAGAGUUGAAUCUGUGUACGAAUAAUACGAUUCCGCUGUUCGGUGAGGCCCAAGCGGAGCGGCCGUUAAGAUCGGCGCCACCGACGCCGCGCCGGCAGCAGCCGAGCAGGCCGCCGGCGCCGUCGCCGACGCCACUGGUGCCGUCGCGUGCGCCCGCCGCUGCGGCUAGUCCCGCUCGUCCGCCGCCUCCGCGGCCCGCGCCGAUGGCGCCUGCUGUUGACAAUGGUAAGCCCGCACCACCGCCGUUGGCCUCGCCGCCUCCGAUCUCUUCACCGCCACCGAUCUCUUCACCGCCACCGAUCUCCUCGCCGCCGGCGGACAGCGGGCCGCCGCCGUCGUGCUCGCCGCCUCCUCCUCCGCCGGCAGCCGGUCCGCCCCCACCGGUGCCGGCGCGGCAGGGCGCUCCGCCACCCCUACCCGCUCGCCCGCGACCAGCUUCAUAAAUUCCAUUUACACAUUUCUAGAAUUUGUAAUAACUCGAACAAAUCAUGUACACGGGUAAGUGUUCCAUAGCUCCAUACGUUCCUUUUGUUUACUUAUUUGUUAUUGAAGUUAUUUAUUGCAUUAGAUUACGUAGUAGGUGUCCACUUUGUUAUAAAAUAUAUCAGCUGUAGGUUAGUUAAUGUAGGUCGUGGAAGCUUGAAGAUUUUUCGAGUUUGGUUGGAUAUUCUGUACAUGCGUUGUUAAGUAGUGCAUUGUGUGUUUAGCAAAUCCCGGGCUGAUGAUAAGCUGGCAAUGACGUAGGCGUGCGAAGCAGCUCAUUUAUAUACCUAGGCCGGAUUUUCAUCACUUAUAAAUUAUAGGUACAUAGACAUACUACAUACGUUUAUUGUUAGACAUUGUUACAAUUUUAUAAGAGGUUCUUUUAUGACAGGUUCAGCAUAAGUGGUCUCAUCACUUUGAAGCUCAUGUGCGAUACCAAUCGAAAUUAUCAUUUUCAUUUGGGUAAACACUUAUGUUUAAGAAUUAGUGUAUUUAUUCAUGGGCAUUUCCAUCCGGACGUUUAGCUUCAUCCAAAGGUUCAUCAAAUGCAUAAAAAUUACACGUAUAAUACUUUAAGUAUAGGACCACUAUAUCUCAAUUAAUGUUAAAGUUUAUAAUAUAUUCAUUAAGACGGCUUGGCUUGAAGGAGUUUAAGGCCAUAAAACGAAUCGAUUAUUACCUCAUUCAUCAAAAUCGGCUGAAUAAUUUAUACCUACAUAGCCAGCUAAAACCGCAGCCCUUCAUUUUGACUGUUGCCGUGUCGGGUAAUUAUUGCGCACUAGCAAUGAGCAAAGGCCGAAAUAGAUCAUUUGUAUACGUGGAUGCAAUAAAGCCAAUUUAUUAGAUGAUUUCAUUUAACGAUCUCGGUUUCUCUUGCAUAUACCUAUAUUAUGUAGGAAUGAUAAAUUAUGUUGUGUAAAUGUACUAUAAUUACUUCUAUUUAAAUACGUACAAGUAUCUAAAUUUAUUCUCAAUAUUUUUUAAAGUUUAAGAAGUGGUUAUGCCGUGCUUCGAAUCAGUGGUAAAUUAAUCGAAUGGGAUCAUAGAGGCCCACGCUUAUGGCCUUUCGGUCGAAUUGGGCCCCUCUCGAUCCAGAGGCCCGUAGGGUUUUGCUAGCUUUGCUAUCCUUUAGCUAUUAGUUACCUAACUAAUAACUAUAAGAUAACUAAUAAUAACUAUUAGUUACGCCACUGCUUUGAGUUAGAAUUAUAGCUAUCUAACAGAAUACCUACCUUCCAGUUGUACCAGAACCACUAGAACCAGUUUGUAUAUAUUUAAAGAGAUGCAUCGAGAAAAUAGUUAAAUUGAGAUUUAAAUAUGAAAUGAAUUUAAGUGUUGAUGUGUGUUUAGUAACUAAGGCAAGUACCUAAAUAAUAGGUUCCAUUUCAUAGGUAAGUACCUACUACCUACCAACAUUUUUUUUAAUACUUUAAAAUGUAUCUUGUAUUAUGAUAUACCAAAUAUGAUUAUAGUUAGCUGAGCCGUCAUGUAACCUGUUAGUAUUUUUUUUACAUAAGGACAUGCAUUAUAACGCUAAGUUUAACUGUCGAGCGGUUUUAUAGUUCGUUUUUUUAAGCAUUAGAAAGAAGGUAAACAAUUUGAAGUGUAUAUUUAUUGAAAAACACUUUUGAAAAUAAGUUACGGCAAAUAUGUAACAAUUAUGAAUUAUAUACGAUUAUUUACAUUAUUUUGCUUUCAUACUUGUAAUAGUUACUGAUAAAAAAAGGGUUUUUUGAUUAAGAGACACGUCAAGAUCGCGUAGUCUUUUUCUAAUGCAAAAAAAAACUAACUACAUAUGAAUAAUUUGUAGAUUAUUCCAUCCAGCAGUAAGAGCUGCUAUUUAUCUGUCUUUAUUUACUACGUUACAUUACACUUAACCUUCUGAAUAAGUAGAGAUGUAUUUUUAUUUAAGGGUGUUCGCUAGGCUCUGUAGAUGCAAGGAAAUAUACAGUUGUGUAACUUGUGUAUCAAAGAUCUAUUUCUGUAUCGUUUUAUAAAUCUUAUUAUUUUUUUACUUUUAUAUUUUAUUUUAUUUAAAAUAUCUUCGUACUACUUAUGUUACAUGGUAUGAAUAAGCAAAAAUGCAUUUGUUAUAGAAAAUAAGUUUGUUGUAAUAUUUUAAUCCAGUGAGGUGUAAAGAUGUUCAUUAUGUAUGUAGAAAAAUUGGGUAUAUUUACAUAGGCAAUGUAAAUCAUGAUUAUGUACCUAUCUAUCUAGGUAUGUACGAUCGCCAUCAGAUAUAUCGCAGCGGCCAAGGUGUUCACAAAUAUCUGAACACACUAACACCUUGAUAAUAGAGGUGUAUUCAGAUAUUUGUGAGCGCCUGUCAUCAUGUCAGUUGUAUUUUUACUGGCGAGGAGGAUUUCCAAUAUUCCCAUUGGCUUGCCAAUUUGUUAUCAUACUAAUAGACCAGCAAUUAAUAUUUCCAUAUAUAUUAUAUUCUAUUUAGAAUUUGAACGCCAUCUAUUUUUGUUAAACAGACAAUAUAUUUCUUGGGAAGUUCGCUAAAUUACGUUGUGCACUCAAGUCUCAUUCCCUUGGUACCUUUUUUGCUUUCUAUUUAGCUGUGUGCAAUGAUGAGGAAUGCGGCUUAAUAUGGAUAUUACAAGUCUGUACAGUUUAUUAGUCUCUGCUACAAUAGCAACGGUUAUUUGGUGUUGCAUCACAUAUACAUUCAUUAUCAUUAUGUAAGAUGCACUGAGGUAACGUCCAAAGCGGGAUAAUUUUAGAAAAUGGCAAAUUUAUAUCUACUAAAUUAGAAGCACUUCCUACUGUAGCAACAGUAAAGCAAAAUGCCUUGGUAACAUUGACUUAUCUUAUACCUAUCUAAAGUCCUUACGGGCAAUGAGAAAGGGGCAAGUACAGUGGUGUCACGCACACGAAUUCGAGCCAAUCGUGCAGUUGCAGUCUAACGCCACAACGCGAUUGGUCGAUAAGUUCGCAACUUCGCAUCACGCGCGCGAUUGGUCGCAACUAGUUGCGUUAGACUUCACGGUUGGCUCGAAUUCGUGAGUGACACCACUGAACUAGCACCAUUCUUAGUGCCCAAAAGGCCCUUUAGAUAUAUGUCAAUGCUUGGUAAGCGUUGCAAUAGCGUAAGUGUUGCUAAAGUGUGAAAUGCUUCUGGUUUUAUAGAUAUUUGCCAUUUUCAUAAUUAUUCUGCUUUUGAAGUUAGCCCACUGCAACUUAUAGCAUUUCUUAUGACUCUUAUGAUUUAUGACAACACACGAAUGUAAAUCAUAGACUGUUUAAUUAUUGAGUGCUUUAUGAAUUGUUAGUGUUAAACGAAUUCUGCAAUAUAGCUGGCAUCUGUGUUAUGUUACAUGUAUAUUAUGUGAAAUAUAGAAUUGUUCAAGCAUUCAUUUUAUUUUAUUUUCCUUAAAGAUUACAACUCUAAAACAGGGUUAUU
Messenger RNA from Cydia splendana, 7006 nucleotides. It is a transcript of the gene Synj, whose product is annotated as synaptojanin-1. The record is from RefSeq and is a predicted model, not a curated record. The transcript is spliced from 2 exons. Gene Ontology annotation, molecular function: phosphatidylinositol-4,5-bisphosphate 5-phosphatase activity; nucleic acid binding. The coding region runs from base 225 to 3557 and encodes 1110 amino acids. Lineage: Eukaryota; Metazoa; Arthropoda; Insecta; Lepidoptera; Tortricidae. Gene Ontology annotation, biological process: synaptic vesicle endocytosis; phosphatidylinositol dephosphorylation.